Messenger RNA from Ctenopharyngodon idella (grass carp), 1778 nucleotides. RefSeq names its product leucine-rich repeat-containing protein 30-like. Bases 22 to 954 code for a protein of 310 amino acids. Gene Ontology annotation, molecular function: protein binding. The record is from RefSeq and is a predicted model, not a curated record. The transcript has a single exon. Lineage: Eukaryota; Metazoa; Chordata; Actinopteri; Cypriniformes; Xenocyprididae.
UAUCAGACUUCUAUCAGAAAGAUGUUUCUCUUGAGGCAAAACAUCUCAAAGCAGCAUGCGAGCAGCAGUGACGUCGCACCAAGAUCCGCCGGACGAAAGUCCAACUCUGAGGACUCCAAGAGGCCGUUGCGUCGGAAGACCAGUUAUGUGGAAAAUUUAUCCUCAGUUGACCGGAUCCGCAAACAUGCCACCAGACAUUUGGGCUACAGCACGCUCAGCCUGGCCAUGCGAGGUCUGGAGGAGAUGCCCGAUGAAUUAUGGGAGCUCCAAGAGCUCCAGAAACUCAAUAUCUCCUUAAACGCUCUGUCGCUUCUGCCGUCAGGCCUGGGGAAUCUGGAGAACCUUGUGAUCCUCAACUUGUGGGGGAACGAACUAGUCGAGCUCCCGCCGGAGAUCGGAAGGCUCAGCAAUCUCCGCGUGCUUUUUGCGCACAGGAACCGCUUGAGUGACGUUCCAGAGGAGCUCGGAAGCUGCACCAACCUGGAGGUCCUGAGUUUGGCCAACAACCAGAUCAGCACGCUUCCCAACAGCCUGUCCAACAUGCGCAAGCUCACCAAGCUCAACCUCAGCCACAACUGCAUCCAGCACAUCCCGGCCUGCGUCUACAGCAUGAGGAGCCUCGUCUUCUUGCAUCUGGCCAACAACCGUCUGGAGAACCUCGCCGACAAGAUCCAGGAGCUGGUGAACCUGAAGAUCCUGAUCGUGGAGCAGAACUCGCUGCACACGCUUCCCAGGACGCUGUGCCGUCUGACGGGCCUGGAGCUCCUGAACGUGGACUUCAACGACCUGCAGAGCGUUCCUGAUGAGAUGUACAUGCUCAGGCGGCUGGAGAAGCUCGCUUGCCAUCCUCUGGAUAAGGGGCUGCAUAUAGUCCACAAUCCGCUGGUCAAGCCCAUUAAGGAGGUUCUGCAAGGAGGUCUGAAAGGCCUUUAUAGCUACCUCAAACCUGCAUGAAGAUAAAUGGAGAAUCUGUUAGUCGAAGCAUUGCACGCUGUAAGUACACUGUGAAAAAAAGUAAAGAUUAUUGGGGUAUGUUUUACAAGAAAAUACUUUAGUUUAGGGUCCAAUUCUCACUAUUAACUACAACCUUUGCCUCAAUAAACUCCUAAUUACUGCUUAUUAAUAAUUAGUAAGGUAGUUGUUAAGUUUAGGAUUAAGGGAUGUAGAAUAUGGUCAUGCAGAAUAAGGCAUUAAAAUGUGCUAAUAAAGUAGUUAAUAGUGAGAAUUGGACCCUAAACUAAAGUGUUACCGAAAAUACUUUUUCAGUCUUUGUAUAGUGAUGUUCUUCCUCAGUGUUUCUGUCUCUCAAGAUACAUUUACUGGAGAAGAGAAAUGAGUCUUGCUUUAUGUAAAAAAAAAAAAAAAAAAAAAAAAAGUGAGUUUUUGCUUAAAACAAGAGAAGAUAUUAGAAAAAAUAAGCUGAAUUUAAAGGAAAAACAAGAUUUUAUUGUAAGAUAUUGGUGCAUAGGCACCUAUUGUAUUCGUUGGUGUUCUUCCUUUCUUGAGAACCAUAUGUUAAAAAGUUAUGAAAUUUGGCACACAGAUAGAGGACAGUCUGAACAUUAAUCACACCAAAUGACAAAUUUUGAGUCUCUAACUCAAUCGCUCUAGCACCACCAACUGUCCAAAUUUCACAUUUAUGCUAGAAACCUUUGAACUGUAAGGGCUAGAAACCAAAUUAUUUUUUCCUCUGAUUUUUUUGGCUCAAGUUUGUACGAUUAAAUUGUACAAAGUCAUGAAUUUUCCCAAAAAUGUACUUUUUCUAACUCCUCCUCCAA